AUGUUCACCGGCAUCGUUGAGGAUAUUGGAGUCGUCUCCCACCUUGACAGCAAUGACUCCACUGGAGGCACCACCAUGACGUUCACCAUCCCCCCUCACUCACCCCUGCUUCAAGAUUGCCACGAGGGUGAUUCAAUCGCCGUCAAUGGCUGUUGCCUCACCGUCACAUCCUUCACUUCGGACACGUUCAAGGUCGGUGUGGCUCCGGAAACCUUGCGCAUCACCAACCUCGGCACGCUUGUUGAGAACAGCCCGGUCAAUCUGGAGCGAGCUGUGAGAGCAGAUACACGCAUGGGAGGACACUUUGUGCAAGGACAUGUCGACACGACGGCCGAGAUCCUUUGCGUGACGCCCGACGGAAAUGCCCUGACCUUUAGGUUCCGGCCCAAGAAUCGUGAAAUGAUGCGGCACAUCAUCUUCAAGGGCUUCAUUGCCAUUGACGGUACCAGCCUCACCGUCACCAAGGUCAACGAUGCCGAGGACUGGUGGGAGAUCAUGUUGAUCGCCUAUUCCCAAGAACGAGUCAUUCUUGCCCAGAAAAGAAAAGGAGAGACUGUGAACGUUGAGGUUGAUAUGAUGGCAAAGUAUGCCGAAAAGUCACUGGCGGGUAUCCUAGGCGCAGAGAGCAGCGAAGCAGCUGUUCCUCUGUUGGAGAAGCUAGUUCGGCGUAUCCUCUCUCAGGAGAAGCACUAG
Messenger RNA from Ustilaginoidea virens, 693 nucleotides. RefSeq lists its product as uncharacterized. The record is from RefSeq and is a predicted model, not a curated record. The coding region runs from base 1 to 693 and encodes 230 amino acids. Lineage: Eukaryota; Fungi; Ascomycota; Sordariomycetes; Hypocreales; Clavicipitaceae. The transcript is spliced from 2 exons. Gene Ontology annotation, molecular function: riboflavin synthase activity. Gene Ontology annotation, biological process: riboflavin biosynthetic process.